Molecule: messenger RNA, 1761 nt
Organism: Plasmodium coatneyi
Lineage: Eukaryota; Apicomplexa; Aconoidasida; Haemosporida; Plasmodiidae
Exons: 16
Coding region: 1-1761 (586 amino acids)
Biological process (GO): GPI anchor biosynthetic process
Cellular component (GO): glycosylphosphatidylinositol-N-acetylglucosaminyltransferase (GPI-GnT) complex
Source: RefSeq, a predicted model, not a curated record
AUGAAAAAUGAAAUAAGGAAAAUUGUGUAUGACUAUGGCAUUGAAUACGUUUCAGAACGAAGGGAAAAGAAAAGGGAGGUUUUGUUGGCCAUACUAACUUUGACCACGUACUACCUGUAUUGUCUCUACUCGGGAUUCAAGAAGGGCUACGUUUUGCUGGACGAAUUUCAAAUUUUCCUAUUUGUUCUGUACAUCUCGUUUAUCAUAAUAUACCUGAAUAAUCACCACAUAGAAAGACUAUUCCUCGUGAACAACAUUGGAAUACAAAUUGAGAGGAAAAGUUGGUUCCGACAUCGGUUAAAAUUUAUUUGCAUAAGUGACAUAAAAAGCGUUUUUAUUAACGAGGCCAUCUACAUAUUCGAGAUUUGCCCCUAUUUGUGCAUCACAUUGCGGAACAAUAAGCUCAUCGUCCUGUUCGAGAACUUCAACCUAGGAAUGAAGAGCCUCGUGAAUAUAUACAGGGACGUGAAACAAGUAAUCGUUCGUGGAGAGAAGGAGCAGUUUAUAGGUGUCAAAGCUGUGGAAGUGAAAGAACAGGAAAAACACGGAAGUAGGGAAGAACAAAAUUGCGCAGUCCCAAAUGAGGUGUGCUCAACAAAUAAUCCCUCCUCGAGCGAAGAGGAAAAUAUUUUCAAGCUCUUGAAUUUUAGUUCGUGCGAAAAUUACAAAAUGAAUGAUGAAGUUAGGGAAAAGGGAAAAAUAAAAACGUACGACAUAUACAUAAAUAAAAAAUUAGCACUGGACAUAAUGAAUAACCUGCGAAACGGAUUUACAUACAUGCAAGUCUACCCUCAUGCUUACACCUAUCUCCAAACGUGCAUACCGAUCGCCAUACACGCCGACAAAAUGGGCGAUUACAAAAGGAAAAUCCCCGUCUAUAACGAUUAUGAGAAAAAGAAAGAUCUGUUAAAAUAUUCCUUUUUAAAAGAUGGAGAGGAGGAACAAAGAGACGUCCAGAAAAAACACGCGAUGGAGGAGGUCCAAUUUAUUAUAAAGAAAAGGGAGAACAUGCGGGAUAUCCUGACCCACCGCCGGGAUUUAAGUUCGUCCAAUAACAAACUGAAAGAAGACAACAGCGAAAGGUACUACGCCCACGAGAAGAAAUUCCCCUUCCUCAUCGACACGACUGUGAAGAAACCUGAUAUAACGAGAAACAUGCAGGAUGUGCUAAAUAACGUCUAUGAACAGGAUGACGCCGAAAAAAUUCGAUUAUCCGAUGACAUUAAAACGAAAGAGGUGUUGCUUGAAAGGAGGAAGGAAUUGUUUCUUCAGGAGUUAAGUGGUGGCGAGCUUGUAAACGUCCAUACGGAGUUAUAUUUAGACCCACAGAAGGAUUUCAUUGACGCAGUAAAGAAUAAGAACAAAAUGUUGACUCUGAAGAAUUACGGGUUGGGGCAGUCCCCUUCCGAUUUUGUUUUUUCCUACCCGCAUGUUAAAGCCAAAGGAAGAGGUGGAUAUGCCACCGAAAUGGUGAAGUCGAACAUAUUGAAAAACAAAAACGAGGGAAUCACAAAAAGGGUAAGUGUGGGGACAAAAAUGUCUACCUUCUUUUUCUGCGUCUCAUACGAUUUUGCCCAUUUAUACACAGGAAAAAAUCACGAAAUAAGGGAACAGGCGGGUUCGUACGGAGGAGACAUCACAACGAAGAGCAUCUUCUUGAUGAAAAACAGACUGAGAUAUAUUAACCACACCCGAAAUAGCCACUUCGUAGAAAGUUAUCUGAAGGUAAUUACACCCAUGAACGCCCGCGAAUUGUUCUGA